AUGGCGGACGAUGAAAACAACGCGGACCUUGCCAAUGCAGACAGUGCCACGGGACUCGCAGCCUGCCUCGCCUCCGAGGAAGACGAGCUACGUGAAGUAGCCCGUGCCCCUCACCCCCGCGGAGUCCGCGCUGUCAAAUCGAACGCUAGCGGGAUUGUACUGCAUGUACACGAACGUAAUUCCGACUCCGACUAUGAACCGGAAGAAGAUGGAAACAGCGAGGAUAAGGACGGCGACGUUGCUGACGAUCUGGAAGUCGAAUGGACGGCUUGGACCGCAAUUCCAAUCCGCUAUCCCAGCGCAAGCGGUCUAGAGAUAAUGAUCAAGAAGCUGCAAAUGUACUUCCCGACACAAGACCUGUUCGAAAUCGAACAGGAGCGGACUCCUGUGGUGAAGGGUCAUCUGUGGCAGAACUGGUUUCCAUUGACCGCGUUCCACGUUGGAGACGCAGCGAAACGUGUGACCAGCGAAUCGGCAUUAUUAGACCUGUCGAGCAUAACUGCUGAAGUGAAUGCCUAG
Molecule: messenger RNA, 519 nt
Organism: Phytophthora infestans T30-4
Lineage: Eukaryota; Oomycota; Peronosporomycetes; Peronosporales; Peronosporaceae
Exons: 4
Coding region: 1-519 (172 amino acids)
Source: RefSeq, a predicted model, not a curated record